ACACUUUCAACAUGAACCACUCAGCUGAGUUGUCUCCUUCAGAGGAAAUGGCCCCUAUGGAGUUUGACGGUGGGACAGUAGCAGCUUGUGUGAUCCUGGGUCUGUCCUUCCUGGUUGGAGUUCCAGGGAACCUUCUGGUGAUCUGGACCAUCCUGAGACACAUCAAGCAGCGUUCCCACACCGUGGUGCUCAUCCUGCACCUGGCCGCUGCGGACCUGCUGGUCCUCAUCACCCUGCCUCUGUGGAUCUACUCCCUGGUCCACUCCUGGGUGUUUGGAGAGGCCUUCUGCAAAGCCUUGGUGUACAUCAUCAGUGUGUGCAUGUUCAGCAGCAUCUUCUUCAUCACUCUCAUGAGUGUGGAGCGCUUUCUAGCCAUCUGCCAUCCAUUUUUCAUAAUGCGCUGGAAGGUCAAGAGUGAGAUGAACCGGUGUCUUGUACUUUUGUGGCUCCUUGCUAUCCUUCUAGGAGUACCUGUCUUACUCACCCAGUCUUUGGAUCAAAAUGAUGGAAGUAAGCAGUGUAUUAUCAGGGAAUUCAGCUCUGUGACUCAAGCGAUCAUCAUCUUGUGCCUGGAGACCUUUGGGGGCUUCUUUUUUCCUUUCAUCAUCAUUAGUAUCUGUUACUGUCUAGUGACAGCCCAACUCAGGAGAAUGAGAUACAACACCAAGCAGAAAUCCUUGGUUCUCGUGUACACAGUUGUCAUAGCCUUCAUUCUGUGCUGGUGUCCUUACCACAUCGUCAACAUCAUGGAUCUGGUUUGCAUCUUAAAGUCAGGCAGUGAGCAUGAUUGUGUUCCAGAGAGUUUCAUUCUUUGCUCCGGUGCCCUUGUGUUCAUCAACAGUUCAUUGAAUCCUGUGCUCUACGCCUUCUUUGCGAGGAACUUUCGAGGGAAUCUCGAGGAUUCCCGACUGGUCAGGUUGUUCCAGGAAAUGGCAACUCACGCCAACAGACUCAUGGAGCUGGUAGUACAGCAGCAGACAAGCCAGGGGGCAGCAAAUACACAGGUAGAGCUGAUGUCUGACCAGUGUGAGGAAAACUGAAUCCCUGAAACUGACAUGCCUGGAAAAUGUGAACUUUGUCUUCUGCAGUUAUUAAUGGACUUUUCAUAAUCGAAGCCUUUGCAUGACCUGAGGGUUUAAUAGCUUGGGUUUGGUUAAUGAUAGAUAAUAUUAAAGGUCACCAUAUUCUCCCAUCCUUGUUUCACUUUCAACUGUGGAUGUCAUUAUAAACAAACGUGACUGUACCGUUUAUGUGUUCCUCAAAGCUUAUACUAAUUUAUUAUGGUGAUCGAAAUUUUCUGACAAUUUGAUGUGGCCUAUAGUGUUGUGUAAUGUGUACUGUGUAUGCCACAAUUAAUGAUGCGUAAUUCCUUUUCUCUAAAUCAAUAUUCUUGGAAAAUGCUAGAGAUUCAGUUUAUGUUUGUUAUUAAAAAAAUUAUUUGUGUA
Molecule: messenger RNA, 1445 nt
Organism: Hippoglossus stenolepis (Pacific halibut)
Lineage: Eukaryota; Metazoa; Chordata; Actinopteri; Pleuronectiformes; Pleuronectidae
Product: delta-type opioid receptor-like
Exons: 1
Coding region: 12-1040 (342 amino acids)
Biological process (GO): G protein-coupled receptor signaling pathway
Cellular component (GO): membrane
Molecular function (GO): G protein-coupled receptor activity
Source: RefSeq, a predicted model, not a curated record